Molecule: messenger RNA, 552 nt
Organism: Ostrinia nubilalis (European corn borer)
Lineage: Eukaryota; Metazoa; Arthropoda; Insecta; Lepidoptera; Crambidae
Exons: 1
Coding region: 53-493 (146 amino acids)
Source: RefSeq, a predicted model, not a curated record
GCAAUGGCAUCAGUUCUUCUGAGUACAGAAAGCAACACAGACCACUUACAAAAUGAUGAAGCUGGUGGUGUUGUCCUGCCUGUUGGCCGCCGCGUCUGCCGGCGUUAUCUCUGCUUACUCUCCCUACGCUGCAUACGGCGCUAUCGCCUACAGUGCGCCCAUCAUCGCCCCCAGCAACUACCGAGGACCCCUCUCCCUGGCCCCCGGUCAGCCCGCCAACAUCCUGGCCGCUGACGGCAGGCCCCUGGACACCUUGGACGUCAACCUGGACCGCGCUGCUCACCUCACUGCCAAGGCCUUGGACGGUGGAGUCCACCUUCUGAAGAAGCGCUCCGCUCCUCUGAUCGCCGCCGUCGCUCCCGUGGCCCCCGUGGCCCGCGUCGCGCUGACCCACAGCUCCCUGGUUGCUCCCGGAGCCAUCGCCUACUCUGCCCCCAUCGCCACCGCCUACGGCGCUCCCCUCGCCUACGGCGCCCCCCUCAUCCACUACUAAGCUGUACUAAAGAGACCUGAUGUAAAUAUGAAAUGCAAUUAAACUAAGGUUUACAAAAA